AUGUGCCAACCUGGCAACGAGCUGCGAGGCCGCUGUGGCGCCUUUCUGGUUGGAGGCUUCCCAGGUGUGCCGGCGACCAUGCCUUUGGACUUGCAGGACUUUGCGGAACAGGCAGGCCUGAAGAACGAAGAAGAAUUCAAAGAGAAGGCCCUCAGGACUUGGUGCGAAACUCACGUGCCGCGGGAUACAGCUCUGAAGAUGGGGCAGAAGGCUCGUCCAGCAGGUCUUGUAGUGUUUUGGUCUCUCCGUCCUCAAGUGCAAGCUGUGAGAUCAAGUUUGAGCAGGCUCACCAUGGGCAGCGGUGGCUCGGUUCAGGCAUUCCAGCUGACAGCCGAGGAGGCCGUGGACAAGAAAUGCGCUGUAAAGAGCACACCCGGAGCGGUUGUUUGGGUUUUCUUCCCAAAAAAUGCGGUUGACCGGCUUUGGUCCUUGAGCUUCAAAGACAAAUCUAUGGAACUCACCAUGCCGAUGCCUGAGAGGCCGCAGAUGUCGAUGCCUUUGUGGCUGGCGGCCUCGCCCAGGAGAAGAGUGGAGGAGCUGCAGGCCGGAGCUCAAGAGGCAGAGAGACUCCUGGACGAGGCACAAGCGCAACUCCCAGAGGCGCCCAUUCUGCGAGUGCAAUGCAGAGAGGCCGCAGUGGAGACCGCCCUUGCACAGGCCGGAUCCCACGACUCGGAGAAACUCCAAGAGGUGGCGCAGCUGCACGAAGAGGCACCAUACGUCCGAAUACAUCCCAUGAGAUCGUCAGAGAUCGUCAGAGAUCGUGUUCGCUCAUUGCGUCAAGCUGAAGCUGCUGCAGCUCGGCGCAUUGAGGCCGAAGCUAAUGAGUCGCGGAGGCUCCGAGAAGAGGUUGCGCAACUCCAAGAAGAGGCCGCAGUGGAGACCGCCCUUGCACAGGCCGGAUCCCUCGACUCAGAGAAACUCCAAGAGGUGGCGCAACUGAACGAAGAGGUUCGCUCAUUGCGUCAAGCUGAAGCUGCUGCAGCUCGGCGCAUUGAAGAACUAGAAAGUCGAUUGCGAGAGGCCGAAGCUAAUGAGUCGCAGAGGCUCCGAGAAGAGGUUGCGCAACUCCAAGAAGAGGUUAACGUUCAAGAACCUCAUCUGUACUUCACAUUGCGAGACAAGCCUGCCAUCCUGGAGAAAACGGCCGACAUCCCCUACCACGGCCACAUCAAGCGGGAAGAAGGUUUAGACUGCUACGUGUCCUUUCCUGGAAAAUAUGCAGCCGGUUGGGAUGCAUUGAUCAAGGAACGUCACGGACAAUCCGUGGCGUGCGUAUUCCUCUGCACUCCAGCUGACGGCCUUGGAAAGCAUAAAGAAGAAUUUGGUGGCCAGUGCUAUUGCCCCACAAUUUAUGGGCAGCGGGACUUCAAGACUUUCGGUUACUUGAAAGAGCUGCCAGCAUCUUGUAGCGAAGCAGAGGAGAAGAUUGAGGUAGAGAAGGCGACAGCCACGAAGACUGUUGUGGUUCGAUCAGAUGCCAGCGACAAAGACAAACAAGAAGCUGAAGAGAAAGCACGACAAGCUUGGGAGGACAGUGGCAGAGUUGCCUCCUGGGGAUGCGAAUGGUUCCACACGUGGAAGAAGCAGGUGGCCGAAGCCGUGAGGUUGAAGCAACGUCUCAAGGUAGUGUUUUUCCCUGCGCAGACUGGCAAAGGUAUAGUUUCUUUUGAGGAUUUGAACAGAGUGAAUCUUUGGGAUGGAGUUGGCUGCGGUGGGAGCCAAAAGUGCGAAAUCGCAUACUUGGAGCAGAUGAGGCAGCAGCAAGGAGAGGCUUGGAAUUAUGACCAUGUCGAUGUCAGCCAUUUCCUGAAGGAAGAGUUCAAAGUUGGCGCUAAAGUUGAUGCGUGGGACGGCAAGCAGUGGUGCAGAGGUACUUUACUCGAUGUUCCCUUGAGGAUACCAGAGAAGCCCGAGGAGGCAAAAUGGACCGUAGAGUCCCAAACGAAGUGGCACAUUUUUGUUACAGAUCGGGUUAGGCAUGCAGAUUUGAUUCAGGCGAUGCUUGCAGAAGUUGGGCGCGAAAACUUCGUGGACCUGGUGAAAGACUCAUUAUCAACAGAUCUUGGGAUCGUGACAAAUCAGGGUUUUGUAUUCCCAGACGGCACACCUUCGCUCGCUCUCAGACUUGGGAUCGACAACAUUGCGUCUCUCCAGCAUGUACGGAAUGUAGUUUUGAAUAGUGACUUGGAAUCGCGCAUAAAUGAAUCUUUGAAGAAGUGGCAAGUGCACGUGGAUAAGACGCACUUUUGCAAGGUUUUUGAGCGAGAACUGCUAAACCUCUCAGACUUGACAGACCAUCAAAAGGAGAAAGUGAGAGAUAUCAAAGAUCUCAUGAAGCACGGGGAUGAUUCGGGUCCUUUUGGCAUGGCUAGGGGUCGUGUACAGCUGGCUCUCAGGGUCAAACCAGACGAUGAGCGGCUCAAACCCACUUCUAGUGUUUGGCGGGUUGAGACAGUGCCGUUUGGUUGGGAUUUUGAAAAUGUGGAAGAAACUCUGGUUGAAGCAGGUUUCUCUGAAAUUGAUAUUUUAGCAAAGCAACGCCGUCGUGGUGGCACUGCUUGGGUUUUCAAAGGCAUGAGAAAUGAUGACCGUGAUCAAAUGCAAAUCCAUUAUGAUGCGGACGAGACGUGCAAUGAGCCACCAUUAGAUCUGUUUUUAGUUAAGCAGUCCAAACGACUGCCUGACUUUGCAACCACGCUUGCCUUACCGAAAAGUAGUCUACCUCCAUUACCCUCCAAGGAUGAUCGCGGUAACGAAGCUAUGGAUGUCAGUCUGAUUAGCGUCCCAGAUGCAAGUGAUGUUGAGGAUGAGCCCAUGCAUGUCCAGGGCACCAAACGCAAAGACCAGGCCAUGUUGACCAGCCCGCAAAAAACUGGUCAUGACAAAAAGAGGAUGAAAGUGCCCGAGAGGCUUCAAAAAGUUCCGAACCCUGGGGAAGGGAAUUGCUUGUUUUACUGUCUAGCUCAGGCGGAGUCUACCCCAAGUAAGUCCCGCAGCCACAGGCAGGUGCGUGCAUUUGUUGUUGCCUACAUGACCAAACACUUCAAGAAAUACGAGGAUUUCUGGGACGGUUUAAGCCCGAGCAACAUUCCCAUGGAGGGUGGGUUUGACGAUUAUUUACAAGCCCUUGAAAAAGAUAAAGCUUGGGCGGGAUAUUGUGAAAUCGAAGCAUAUGGCGAAGCCAUGCGCCGACCUGUACUUGUUGUGCAUGCCAAGGACAAUGUUGUCCAUGCUUUUAAUAGUCAUGGCGAUAAGGAUGUUGUCUGUCUCUGGUACAAGGAUGAACAUUAUGAGCUUAUUGUUCCUUCAGACGCGGAUAUUCAGGCCCUGUGGCAGAAUGCUGAAGACGGUGGCACCAAGGGUUACCGCGGGGCCGCAAAGAAGGCACGCUUGGCUGCCGACAAUGCCUCUAUUUGCCUUUCACAAUUUGCAACUCCCAAAUCCAGCAGGCCAAGCCCAAGGUUGACCGAUUUUGCCCAGAGCACCCCUGCCAAACGGAGUGCAUGUCUGACUGAUUUUGCAUCAACGGCCAAACCGAGCCGUCAAAAGACCGAGCAAUCAGAAGCCGAGCCAUGUGGUUCCAACCCAUCUGCCGCAUCAGCUUCUGCGUCUGUUGCCACUGGGCGCGACCGGGAAAUCACGUGGACAUGUCACAUUUGCAACGUCUCUUUCACUGACAAAGCAUGCAUCGUUUCAAAAAGACGUACGGAUCACAUUAGGCGUACGCAUCGUGGUACCCCAACCACCAAUUUUAAAAAGGCUGUUGAUCAGUACAGGGCUCCGGUUACUGCCGUAUCGUAUGGGCCCACUCAUGCUGCUGUUUCUUGGACUUGUGGUUUUUGCAUGGGCACCCUCCCCAUUUUGCCUAAGACACAUCAGAAAGCAUCAAUCGUUGCUCAUUUGCGCUCCUGCGCCAAGGCCCCAAAAGGGGCCACCAGAGGCGACUCCAUUCUUCGCCUUUGCAAGAGAGCAAGCGUGUCAUCUGAUGUACCUCACAGAAGCAUUUUGCCUUGGAAGCUGAAGCAUCGCCAGAUGUAUGUGCAACUCAACAAGUUUGCCAAGGAGCAAGGACACUCCUUAUCCCAAGUGCAGAGACGUACUACUGGAACGAAAAAAUUGGCUGGUGGGUCGAAAAAAGUUAUUUUCUUCAUGGCUCAGCAUGCUUGUUCCAUUUGUGCUGGUUACUGGAAAACUGAGAAGUCCGUGAGAGCUGCAGGUCCUUGUGGCGGGCGGACUGCUCGUGCCGAGUGGUUAGCCAUGCCUGGUCGCCAAAAAUGCUGGCGUCAGGCUCCCAAAGAGCGCCAAGAGGCGCUGCACAAGGCUUGGCGUUUGAGUGCUACCGAGCGUAGGAAGCUUGAUGAUGCUUGGGCUAGUGCCAAGAAAAAGUCGCGCAAGAAGUGGCCGCCUAAGUCAUGGAAACGCGAUUUGACUGCCGAGAAUAUUCACCCCCAUCCAGGCCCAGGCCAUCCUGACCACUGGAUUCUCUCGUGGAAUUGCCGUGGAUCGUGCAAUGCUUGGAGGGGCCUAAACUUGCUUCAGGAUGAGGGUAACUUGCCUUCUGUUUUAUGUCUUCAAGAGCCUGACUUCGAGCCUCGUCAAGGCUCCCAGUAUGUUGAAAGGCUUCAGAAACAUGGGUACAAGUGUUGGACCAUUCCGGCCAAACCUAUUCGCACACUUAAACGUGAAUUUUACCGAGGUGGUCUUUUGGUUGCAUUGCGAGAGCAUCUCAGAGGAGGCAUCUGGGACACACUGGCUUGCGAUGAAGGGUAUGUCAUGACUUUGGAUCUUCAAUCGUGCCUACUUUCCUCAGUUUGGCGUCGGCCAAGCCAACUUGAUGGUUUGCAAUUUUUGGAAUAUGUUGCUACGGUCACUGAAGAAGCACAACGCAGGCAGAUACCUGCACUUUGGGUAGGUGAUUGGAACGAAACUCCUGAUGACAACGCCGCAUCCAUUUUCUUGAAUGGCAGUGUUCUGGCUGUCACGGAUCCUGAUCAAUGGGUGCCUAGCCGGUUCGAAGGUAAAAGAUGUCUUGAUUACGGAAUUCUCAGCGGCGGGUACGGUUUUGCUGAUUGCCCGCGUUACAGUGAAUGUAAGAUUUCUGAUCACAAGAUGUUUUGGCUUAGAUUGCGCUUGCCCAUUUUCCAGACUGAUACGUGGAGGUUCGCUUGGCGGCCUAACUAUGAAUGUCCUCCGGAAGUGCCUGUUGAGCAAUGGCGGGCCGUGCUUGCAGAACAAUGGGCCGCUUACGUGCCAUGUUUUUCUCAGGAUCCCGACCAAGAUUGGGAAUAUUUUCACCAGUUUGCUGAAAAGAGCAUGCGUGAAGCAUUGCACUUGUGUGGCCAGCCCGUGCCUAGGCCAGGCCAUGCGCGCGGGAAUUUGCCUCGUGUGAUCAAGGCUGAACGCCCCCAGGUCAAUACGUUCCCUGCCAGAAAACUUGUUAAUGUGCUUGGUCGUCUCUAUGAAGUGAAGCGACAGUUAGCCAAGUCCCAGGGAGACAAAAAGCUUUUGCAAAAAUUAUGGUCGACUUGGCCGUCUGAAUACAAUGAGCUUUGGGGGUCUUGGAACCACGCUAUUGAAGUGUUUGAACAACGCAUUGCGCUUGAAAACAGGAAGUCCAAGAACCAAAGGCUGACCGAGUGGCGUACCAGAAUGCGCCAGGGGGGCAAAGAGGUGACCCGGUGGAUGAAGCCUCACAAACCUCCAACACCACGCUCUGUUUCCGAAGAUUCUUGCGCCACGAUCACGCAAACCCUUGAUUGUAUUCGUUCUUUUUGGCAGCGUAUUUGGAAACGUGAUGACCUCGUUCCACACUUACCCCCGGAAUUUAGAACAAUGGAAGCCCUGGCUGGACCCCAAACUGAUUGGAUGCCAGAUGCUGCCCUCAUCCAUCAGGCCGCUCUCAGAGCCUCGGGGUCUGCAGCCGGAUGUGACGGUUGGUCCGGCAGCGAAGUUUGCCAUUUCCCGCUUGUUGCUUGGGAUCACUACCGUGAUUUGGUUUUGCAUUGGUCUCAGUUAAAACAAUUCCCACAGGCAUGGCUGCAGGUUCGUCAGGUUCAUUUAAGAAAGGAUGACGGUGGGACUGUAGGGUCUUUGCGGCCUAUUGCAGUUGAAAGCAUUUUUCUUCGGUUGGUCUCCUCAUCUUAUGUGAGGACCCCACAGGUUCAGGAAUGGAUUGCGUCUCGGGUCCCCGAGCAGUGCCAUGGAGGCUUGAAAUCCCGGGGGGUUGCCACGGCAUGGAGGCAACUCAAUGAAGCGUUUGAAAACCAGGAAGUUCUUGCUUCUUUAGAUUUCUCCAAAUGUUUUGAUUUUGUCCACCCAGGUUUGGCCAUUGAAAACAUGCAACUGCAAGGGUUGCCAGAUGAGUGGGCUAACAUUUUGAUGUUUGUAUGGGGUCAUCAAGUGCGAUGGCUGUGCUUGGGGAAAGCUGUGCACCCAACGCCGGAGCAUGUCCAGACCUCCAUGCCGCAAGGUGAUGCCUUUGCACCUCUGGCUCUUAUCAUGUUGCUCAUUGGGCCCCUUCAUGAUGUGUCUUCCAUUCCAGACUUGCGUCAGGUUGCAUACGUUGAUGAUCGCGCUUUGAGCGCGCCUAAUGUUCCACGUUUAAUUGCUGGCAUCCAUAGAUGGCGCAGCUGGAGUGCCACUUUGGGUCUCCAUGAAAACGUUCAAAAAAUGCGUUUAGUUGCCUGCACUGCGCAACAAAAGCAAGAGAUCAAUGACGCAGGGUUUGGUGAGUAUCUCCGACCGGCCACUCGGGUCUUAGGUAUUGACUUUAAGGAAAGUGACCUUAUUGUUUCCCCUGUUCUUGAAAACCGUUUGCAAGAAGCAGUGUUUGCCGCUCACCGUUUGCAGAAAUUGCCGGUUGCCCGCGAUAUCAGGAUGUCUUUGUACAGGUCCAGAAUCAUUUCACUCGCCACCUGGGGCGCUUGGUUUGAACGAUUGCCGCAGUCACAGUUGCCUUCGCUUCGAAAGGCAUGGCAUGCCAUUUCCUAUCUGCAAGGUAACGCUUCGAGACCUCUUUUCAACCUGCUUGUAGGUCAUAUGUAUCAUGCUGAGUUUUGGGCCACCAUGUCUUCCAUUCGGACCAUGCGCCAAGUUCGUGCCCCUUGGCGAAGGAUGCCACGACCUGGAGGCUGGCAGAGUUUCAUUUGCGCACGCAUGCGAGAGCUGAACUGGGAAUUUCGCGGUCCAUGGAUGUUUGCACAUGAGGAUUUGGGUCAUGUCGAUUUAUCCAAUCCAGAUGAAGCUGUUGUGAAACUCACCGAGCACAAGGUGAGAGAAAGUUGGCGCCGAGUGCAAUUUGCCCUUUGGAAAAAGCAGAACCGCCGUGAUAGGCAUUAUUUGCUUGAUGUGCCGUAUGAGGAAAGUCGUGUUUCCGAUGCCCGCAAGUUGUUCUCUCUCACGUGUGAUAGUCAUCAGAGGGCCGUAAUGCUUGGUUCUGCGCAUUCCACGGCAUGUUAUGAUAAGAUGCGUGGACACGAAGUGAGGGAACAAUGUCCCUUUUGCGGUGAGCAAAUCCCACCUGUCUGGGAACAUCUCUCCUGGCAUUGCUCCGCCGAACAGUUGUCUUCCGGCCGCCCUGAGGUCCCUGAAGAUGAAUUGCAAAAUCGUCUUGCUUGGCCCACACGUGGGUGUGAUGCCUAUGAUAGAGCGGUUCUUCACCACAUGGCCCGGACGUUCGUAGCUGCACAGUGUGCAUUAGAUAAGCUCAGAAACAAUCCCGAUGGACAAGUCUUUUUCCUGGCACCUUCCAUUGCCCUUGGCCUGUACUUCGUGCGGUGGCUUGCUCAAAGCUCUUCAAACCGCGGGCAGCUUCACAAGUUGUUGAGGCGCAUUGUGUUGAUGGAACCCCAAAGCCAAGCUUUUCUGAGCUUGCGUAUCAAAGGCGACCGUUUUGACUGGAUUCCGUUGCCCAACAGCAAAAAGCGAUUUCUCUUAACAAUCAUCGAUGAGGCACAUAAUUUUUUCUGUAUAGAUGAGAGCCACACUUUUCUGGAAGAGAAGAUUGAGGCACCACGACAAGUGUUGCUCUUGUCGAGUGUAUCCCAAAACUCAUCUGGUGCAGUGCAUUUUCCACCAGCGAAGGAGAUCAGCCUGACACAAGUGGUGCGCAGUACGAAAAGGAUAGUGGCUGGUGCAGCUGCAUUUCAAGCAAGUGUGGCAGAAAAAGAGCAGAUUGCUUCCUUAUGCCCAGCUGGGCCUCCCCUGAAGGCUUUCCUCUUCGAGUCUGAUGCACAUGUCUUUGAAGAUUAUGCCAAACAUACUGUGUCUGCAUUGUUUCAUGUGAUGCGCAUAUAUGCUGGACUCAGCUUCCACAAUCGCUUGGCCCUUUUGGUGCCCAACCCUGACUUUCUGGAGAAGUUCCAAGAUGCCUUGCAAAGACACUUCUUGACGGCACGCCUUGCAGGGCGAAACUUCAAGCUGAUAUCGUUUACUGAGUCGCUACGCAUGCUCCCAAACGUCAAAGUGAAGCAGGCCACACAUGCAGACAAUGCAGAGCUGAUAGUGCUGGACACGGUGGAGAAUGCAAAGGGACUGGAGUCACUCAUGGUGGUGUGCAUUGGUCUGGAUCAAAAAGUUGGUGACCAAAGUGCAAACCAGGUGGGGCGCUCAAACAUAUAUCAAGCAAUCACUCGGGCGCAGCUUCAGGCAGUGAUUGUGAACCAGCUCCUCCGAGGAGGUUGGCUGGAAUUCUUGGGGGUCACAAAAUUCAAAAGUGAUACCUUCAAUGAAUCCACAGCUAUGGCCGAGACCACCACUGCUGCUGCUGAAGCCUUGACGAAAGUGCAGCUGCCAUCGAAGUUGGCAAUUCAGGCCUCGCAGGAAGAUUCAUCGCGAAGAGAAGAUGCCAGGGCGAUCCAAAGAGAUCCUCUGAAGCCAGAUGCUGUGCCACCUUCAAAGCCAAUGUUGGAAGAAGGUCAAGACCCCACAACUGCACCUGAGGCGGGUGACAAGCCCGGUGACAAGUUGGUCGUGGAGAUCAAGGAUUCAUCUGUGUGGGACGCCGAUGUCAUUGACAUCAAGGAGCCGAUCUCACAGCUGCAGUUUGACCCUCGAUCACCCACUGGAAAAGCUGAGGAAGAGGUAGCAUCCUUGGAGGCUGAAGAAGUCCGAGAAGCCCGAGAAGCCCAAGAAGCUGCCGAUGCAGAGGAAGCUGCAAGAUGCGACAACGACAUCCUCGUGGCGGCCGGGCGCGGUCACCUCGGCGGGGUCCGGCACCUGCUGCGGACGGUGCCCGGCGCCGUGGCCACGAAGGACCGCUGGGGCGGCACCGCGCUGCACUGGCCGGCGAGCAACGGCCGCGCGGAGAUCUGCCGGGUGCUGCUGGCGGCGGGGGCCGAGGUCGACGCCAGGGACUUCGACGGUCGCACCCCGCUGCAUUGGGCGGCGGGCAACGGCCAAGUGGAGACGGUGAAGCUGCUCCUCGAGGCGAAGGCCUCGGUGACUGUGAAAGACGACCUAGGCACCACACCUCACGACCUUGCAAAGGACGGCGAUGACAAGAAGGUUUUCGUGGCUCUGCUGAGUGGCAAAGACUGUGAAUGCCUGUGGUUGCAAGACCGGACUAUCCGACAGCUGAAAGAAGAAGCUCAGCAAAAGCUGGAUAUUGCCAUCAAGCACUUGAUUGGUCCCGACAUGGAGCCGUUGGAUGAAGAGAAGAUGCUGGCAGAAGAAAACGUCAUGCCUGGCACAACGCUGACGGUCGUUGCAGUAAACCAGGCAGCAGAGGAUGAGAAAGAAGCGGCAGAAUGCCACAACGACAUCCUCACGGCGGCCUACGACGGCCGCCUCGGGGGGGUCCGGCACCUGCUGCGGACGGUGCCCGGCGCCGCGGCCGCGACGAACAGCCUCGACUCCACCGUGCUGCACGUCGCGGCGGGCAAAGGCCACGCGGAGAUGUGCCGGGUGCUGCUGGCGGCGGGGGCCGAGGUCGACGCCAGGAACGACUAUGGUGAAACCCCGCUGCAUUUUGCGGCGAACAACGGCCGUGCGGAGGUGGUGAAGCUGCUCCUCGAGGCGAAGGCCUCGGUGACUGUGAAAGACAACAAAGGCCGAGGCCGGACUGCAUUGGACAUUGCACGAGAAAAGGGCCACGAUGAAGUUGUGAAGAUUCUGGAGAAUGCAGCAUGAAGCUCCAAGAUUUGUGCGUGGAGCAACUCAGCUGUUGGUGCGAUCUCUGGAUUGAUGGUGUGGCCUUCAUGUUUCACGCGCCCUUGGUCGAAUCGGUACGAAAAUGCAAACAUCUGAGGGCGCACAAAUAGAUUACUGUUUUGCGAGGUGCAGAAUUGAAGGAACAUGUUUCUCAUUUGAGCUCUUUUCUUGCUCAGAUAUGUUUCGACCACGGAAACGACACUCUAUCAGCGAACCUUCUGGAGUUUCCUUCCAACCAUUUUGUUUGCUUCAAGUGUCUGGAGCCAUCAUGCUGCUUCUUGGCGCAUCCUGGUCCCCUCUCAUUUGGAUUGGUCCAUUGGUUUUGCCCAUCGAACACGAACCUCCCGCUGCUGCAUGGCUGCGCGAGUGGCUCCAACUUUUCAGGACCCCGAAGAGCUGGUGAGUCAUGCAGGCACCACACCUCACGACCUUGCAAAGGACGGCGAUGACAAGAAGGUUUUCGUGGCUCUGCUGAGCGGCAAAGACUGUGAAUGCCUGUGGUUGCAAGACCGGACUAUCUGACAGCUGAAAGAAGAAGCUCAGCAAAAGCUGGAUAUUGCCAUCAAGCACUUGAUUGGUCCCGACAUGGAGCCGUUGGAUGAAGAGAAGAUGCUCGCAGAAGAAAACGUCAUGCCUGGCACAACGCUGACGGUCGUUGCAGCGGCCUGGCCCGUGACAGGACCAUUUAUGUCCAUGUCUAUGUCUGUCACAUUGCGCGUGGAUAAUGAAGGCAAACAUGCUUCAUGAAGUGGUGGUAAACCAGGCAGCAGAGGAUGAGAAAGAAGCGGCAGAAUGUCGACGCCAGGAACG
Molecule: messenger RNA, 10962 nt
Organism: Cladocopium goreaui
Lineage: Eukaryota; Dinophyceae; Suessiales; Symbiodiniaceae
Source: the annotation of a GenBank genome assembly